This is a messenger RNA of Nematocida homosporus, 1863 nucleotides long. RefSeq lists its product as uncharacterized. The record is from RefSeq and is a predicted model, not a curated record. The coding region runs from base 1 to 1863 and encodes 620 amino acids. Lineage: Eukaryota; Fungi; Microsporidia. The transcript has a single exon.
AUGAGAGCAAAACUCAAGAAGCGUUUGUGUAUUGUUGUUAUAGUUCUAGCAAUACUGGGAAUCAUUGGAAUAUAUAUACGUAGGGCGGAAGAGAAGGGAGAACAGAAGUUCUAUCACGCAUUUGGUUCAUUAAUAAGUAGGGCCACAGAGCGGUUACACAAAAAAGGUAAAGAUGGCCGCGAAUCAUCGACCACGGCGCCCCAUGAAUCACAAACAACUAUCCCUCAGACUUCAGGAACAAAUCCGUCAUCACCACCAGCCCAUCCAGAGCCAUCAGCGCCGCCCCUGGAAGAAUUCCAUCCGGAACCAUCAGCACCACCUAUGGAAGAAAUGGAUAUGCCUGAGAAUAUUGCCCCGAUUUCAAAUAGCAGGUCCAAUCAAAACUUCUAUAUAACCCUACUAGGUAAAACAAACAUAAAAUACACCGAAGCCGAUGUUGAUAAUCAUAUCAACUCUCAUAGAGCACCCGGCCUCUAUCCCAAACUACCCCCACAAACCCCGGAUAGUCUUUCAGGGAUAAGAGUGUCUCUAGUAGAGAACCAAGAAGUGGCCCAGUUAAGUAAAACACUCGAAUUCUGCAAGGCCUUAGGCAAUCCUUUUACUGUCUUUUAUCUGGAUAAUAGCAAUAUCCUGGCGCAUAAUGAGUUUAUCACCAAGCUCAACGACCUUUUUAGUCACGGCGACCCAAGAAGCGAUAUAAUAACCCUAUCAUUAGCACAGUGCAGUUUUACAUACCAGUCCUUGGCCUUGGUACUUAGCACGAUAAAGUUCGGCGGCUUAGAAAUUGGUGGUCAAAGACUGAUCUCAGGCCACCCAGUUGCCAGGCCCAUGCAAACCAGCCAAUACCUCAAAUCCCUAACACUUCACAGCAUGCCCCUACAAGAUCUGUGGUCAUUUGCCUCAUGUGUUGACACUUCCAAUCUAUUAUCACUAACCCUCCAAGGGAUUAGUUUCGACAAAUUGGACUCUUCAUCUAUUCCUAGUCACUUUAUCUCCAAGCCAAGGAGAGUCUAUUUUAACGAUAUUAAGGCUAAUUCUGUUUGUUCCUCGAUUCUCAUUCCAUUGGCUAAUGUGCCCGAUGUCAGUAUAUCUUUCGAUGGCGCUAUGCCUAGUGUUACUCCCUUUGCUGACGAAAUCUCUCUCUUCUGCAUUAGCCUUUCGGUUCCCUAUCAGCUGAUCCGUUCCGCUCGUCUUAUUUUCUUAUUAAACGCAUCAUUCAUCAUCACUGCAAAUGGAGUUGAUAGUGGCACUAGUGUUAGACCUAGUAUGUCUUCCAAUGACACCAUUGUCUUUGAGUACACCGCCGCUAGCAAAACCCUACACUUAACCACCAAGAUAGACAGCAAUCUUAUUGACAAACCCAACAAUGCACCUCUAUCAUUCUUUAACAUCAGGGGAGAUGGCAAGAACGUUAAUCUUUUUGUCUGGACUUCUAAAGAACAGGCUAUUUCCAAUGACGCCUUCAAAAUGAGUCUUGAGAACAUGGCUAGCAUACUCGCCCAUCAACUAACAACCCAACUCCACAUCCAAAUUGGAAACAAAGCCACGGCCAGUACUCAUGACGUCGAGAGGAUCCCUAAACUAUUCGGCCAUCUCCAAAAGCUUGCUAUCGAGAAUACGACUUUUGUUUUAACGCCCACCCAGCCCCGCAAUACUCAGUUUGCACACGCACUAGCCCAAGGUAGAUUUGUCUUUGCUGCCAAAACCACCCAUGAUGCAUGGUCAGCGUAUAUCGAGAAGAACAAAGAUUCUGUCUCCGACGCCGCAGUAAGCGAGUGGCUAAACAAUAGCCCAACUAACAACACCUCAAACCUCAAUCAGAAAAUACAAAGUUCCACCAUUAAGUUUACUCCUUUCUCUUAA